This is a messenger RNA of Cavenderia fasciculata, 2067 nucleotides long. RefSeq lists its product as uncharacterized. The transcript is spliced from 3 exons. NCBI's taxonomy places the organism in Eukaryota, Evosea, Eumycetozoa, Acytosteliales, Cavenderiaceae. Gene Ontology annotation, cellular component: preribosome, large subunit precursor. The record is from RefSeq and is a predicted model, not a curated record. Gene Ontology annotation, molecular function: protein binding. The coding region runs from base 1 to 2067 and encodes 688 amino acids.
AUGUCAAAAGAGUUAUCAAAGAUAUACAAUGGACAAUUACCUUCAAAAGAAAGAUUCAAAGAGUUGAUACAAAGAGUAGAAAAAGAAUAUGAUUUACUUUGGGAUGAAAAUCAAGAUUCAACGACAAUACCAACAACAUCAACAAUUGCAGUAUCAUCAUCAUCAACUACAACGACUCCUUCUUCAAAUAUUUCUUCUUCCUCGACUCCAUUAAAAGAGAGAGAUCCAUUAUCAUCAACAUUGAUUAAUAAUACAUCUACAAAGAAUACGAUUAUAUUGUCAAGUGAAAGUUUAGGAGCUAGAGUAGGAAAAUUAACAAAGAUUAAAGGUAGAUCAUCAUCGUCGUCUUCAUCAUCGUCAUCAUCAUCGAAAUCAAAAACAAUCAAUGGAACAGUAAGCAAAAGAGACGGAUCACAUAAAUGGUUAAAGAUUAGAGACUAUGACGGACAUCGUGAUGGUAUAUGGGAGGUUUCAACUAGUCUUUGGGACAUUCUUUCAUUUGCCACUUGUUCGACAGAUAGAACUGCGAGAAUAUGGUCGGUUGACGGAUCAAAGAUUCCGUAUGUCUAUAUUGGACACACGGGCGCAGUGAAUAGCGUUCGAUUCCAUCCAACUGAACGACUACUUUGUACAGCAUCUGGCGACAGAACUUGUCACAUUUUAAAAUUCCCAACAGAACGAUCAAAUGCUUCUGGUGCUAGAUCACCUCUUCCACCGCCUCUACAAAUACCUUCUCAUUCAAUGAACAAUAUGAUCGGAGGUAGUACUGGUAUGGGUAUGGGUAUGCCUCCACCACCUUCUACUUCACCUGCUGGAGCACCUCAUCAACAACCACAAUCACCAGUUCAAGCACGACGAGAUAGAAGUAAAUUGUGGACACCACUUUUAGGUAAUCCUGUGGAUCAAGAUCUCAUUCAAAUGAGACCCAUCGAUCCAAUUGAUCAAACUGAUGUAAUAUAUAAUUAUAAUAAUAAUAAUAAUAAUAAUGAUCAACCCAUCAACUCUUCAUCGCGUCACAAAUACAGUGACCAGAGUGAUAGUGAUGAAGAUGAUGAAGAUGAAACAGAUGAAAUCAUCUUUAAUAGGUAUGAUGGAUAUGAUAAUUAUCCAAUCAUGAAUCAACAAAUAUCAACUUCUCCUCAUUCACCUGAAAUUGAAAACUUUGAAAGACAUCAAAUUCAACAACAACAACAAAUUCAAAGUCAACAACAACAACAACAACAACAACAACAACAACAACAACAACAACAACAACAACAACAACAAUUAAAUAUUCAACAACAACAACAACAAUAUCAACAAAAACAACAAGAACAAUUAAAUAUUCAAAAACAACAACAAGAACAAUUAAAAUUUAAACAAGAAAAAGAAAAUGAUCAAUCCUAUGUAGUAAUUAGACAGCCAUCAUUGGAAUUAAAAGGACAUAAUGGACCUGUUGUAGGAGCAGCAUGGUUACCAUCAAAUAUGAUUGUAACGGCUAGUUGGGACAAUACAGUAAGAUGGUGGUCUACCGAGAGUGGAAAAUAUCUAUCACAAGCCACCAAUGUCUGUAUGGACAAGGUUCACAAACUCACAAAUAUUACUUCACUGGGAACUACCAAUAAUGCACUUACAUCUAGUACAGAUGGUAUCAUUAGAAUUUGGGAUUAUAGAAGUUCUACCAAUUCUUCAAUUGAUUCAAUUCAUGGUCAUUCAGAUGGAAUAAAUACAGCAGCAUAUACAUAUGAUUCAAAUUUUAUAGUUAGUGGAGGAGAUGAUAGAACAGUUAAAGUAUGGGAUAUUAGACAAACUAAAGCAUGUCAAGCAUCUAUACGUUGUCCAUUAUCAAUCAAUAGACUGUCGAUAAGUCAAUCUUCAUCGAUUGCCAUACCACAAGAUGAUGGUCGUAUUUCAGUGUAUGACAUUUAUGGCAACAGAAAAGGAAAGAUGAGAGAUCAAUACAAAUAUGGGCACAAAUUAAUGGCAACUAGUACUGCAUGGUCAAAUGAUGAUAGUGUCAUUUUUUCGGCUAGUUUUGAUAGACGUGUCAUUUCUUGGGCUUAUAAUAAACAUCAUGAUGAUAAAUAG